This is a messenger RNA of Fraxinus pennsylvanica, 411 nucleotides long. The record is from the annotation of a GenBank genome assembly. Lineage: Eukaryota; Viridiplantae; Streptophyta; Magnoliopsida; Lamiales; Oleaceae.
AUGGCAAACCAAUUUGUGUCUCUGGUGAUUCUUGAAUACAUUGAUGAAACAUGGGAAGGCCCUUCCCUUUGGCCAGGAGAUCCUUAUGAAAGAGCCACCGCUCGCUUCUGGGCUAAAUUCUUUGAUGAGAAGUGUGUGCCUGCAAUGUGGAAAGUAUGUUGGAGCAAAGGAGAGGAGCAAGAGAAGCUCAAGGAGGAAUGUAUGGAACUCCUGAAAAUUCUUGAGAGUACACUUUCUGGCAAGAAGUUCUUUGGGCCGGGUGAAUGGAUGGAUGAGUACCUAAACUCUGACAUUAUAAAGGAAAAUCUGCCUCCCAAAGAUAAGUUGACUGAAUAUUUCCAACCAAGUUUUGAAGCUGCUGCAGCUGCUGCUAAUGCCGCCGCUGCCGGUGGUGGUGGUUCACCCAAAUGA